CGCAUGCGCACAGAGGACGUAGUCGCUUCCAAGAUUGGGCACCCCCCCCACACCACCACCACCGCCGCGGCCACCAAAUCUUGCGCAAGCGCGUUAAGUCCUGGUCGCUAUGCGGGUGCUUGUGGGUGGCGGGACGGGCUUCAUUGGGACAGCGCUAACCCAGCUGCUGAAAGCCAGGGGCCACGAAGUGAUGUUAGUCUCCCGAAAGCCGGGCCCCGAUCGAAUCACGUGGGAUGAACUUGAUACGUCGGGGCUGCCCCACUGCGAUGCCGCUGUCAACCUGGCGGGAGAAAACAUCCUCAACCCUCUCCGAAGGUGGAAUGAAAGCUUCCAAAAAGAGGUUCUCAACAGCCGCUUGGAGACCACCCAGAUACUGGCUAGAGCCAUCAACAAGGCCCCACAACCCCCCCAGGCCUGGGUCUUAGUUACUGGCGUAGGGGCCAAGGAGGGUGAGACCAAGAAGAACAUUGCCUGGUCCCGAGGCAGGACUGGGGACUCGGGGCAAACCAGUGCUGUUCCACUGGCAGCUUACUACCAGCCCAGCCUGACUGCAGAGUAUGAUGAGGACAGCCCAGGAGGGGACUUUGACUUUUUCUCCAACCUGGUAACCAAAUGGGAAGCUGCAGCCAGGCUUCCUGGAGAGUCUACACGCCAGGUGGUGGUACGCUCCGGGGUUGUGCUGGGCCGUGAGGGUGGUGCCAUCCGUCACAUGCUGCUGCCCUUCCGCCUGGGCUUGGGGGGCCCCAUCGGCCCAGGCCAUCAGUUCUUCCCCUGGAUUCACAUCAGGGACCUGGCAGGGAUCCUGGCCCAUGCUGUUGAAGCAAGUCACGUGCAAGGAGUCCUGAAUGGGGUGGCUCCAGCCUCCGCCACUACAAAUGCUGAGUUUGCCAAGGCCUUCGGUGCUGCCCUAGGCCGCCCAGCCUUCAUCCCUCUCCCCAGCAUGGUGGUGCAAGCGGUCUUUGGACGAGAGCGUGCCAUCAUGCUGCUGGAGGGCCAGAAGGUGGUCCCACGGCGGACACUGGCCACAGGCUACCAGUACUCUUUCCCAGAGUUAGGGGCUGCAUUGAAGGAAGUCGUAGCUUAAGUGGGGAGGCUCCUGGCAGGGCCUGAAGCCUGUCCCUCUACAGAGGCUUCCUGGUUAGAGACUGAAUAGGCCCGGGUACUCCAAGACCAGAAACCUUCUGGUUCUUAGGGAUUCCUCUCCCCACCUUCCUUGUUCUCUUGCUCUGCCUUACUUAACUGAGAAACUGUCCACUGUCUCAAGGCAGCUCAUCAAGUUGGGUCCUUCACCUCUUCAACUCCUUGUAAAAGAAUUUCCAAGUUUGGUUUCCCUACAUGUUCCAUUACUGUCCCUGGUGUCCUUUAUGUUGUGUAGGAUCCUCUGUGACUGAGGCAAUAAAGAUAAAUUAUCUCACA
Molecule: messenger RNA, 1416 nt
Organism: Mustela lutreola (European mink)
Lineage: Eukaryota; Metazoa; Chordata; Mammalia; Carnivora; Mustelidae
Gene: SDR39U1
Product: short chain dehydrogenase/reductase family 39U member 1
Exons: 6
Coding region: 110-1084 (324 amino acids)
Source: RefSeq, a predicted model, not a curated record